AUGGAAACGCUCCCAAACACGGCGCACUUCCACCGCGUUCAUUCGGCGUUCGCUCUCAAAGAGACGGCGCUGAGGGAGGAGGCCGCCGUACCGGGAGCUGCCUGUAACCACGGCUCUGCGCAUGGUGUGAAGGAGCAGCGUCCUCCACACGAGCUCUUUCCUCCCUGCUGUGUGGCCACUUCCUCACUCACUCGAAGCUAA
This is a messenger RNA of Knipowitschia caucasica, 201 nucleotides long. The record is from the annotation of a GenBank genome assembly. Lineage: Eukaryota; Metazoa; Chordata; Actinopteri; Gobiiformes; Gobiidae.